This is a messenger RNA of Trichosurus vulpecula (common brushtail), 4224 nucleotides long. It is a transcript of the gene KLHL33, whose product is annotated as kelch like family member 33. The record is from RefSeq and is a predicted model, not a curated record. Bases 99 to 2426 code for a protein of 775 amino acids. Gene Ontology annotation, molecular function: protein binding. The transcript has 5 exons. Lineage: Eukaryota; Metazoa; Chordata; Mammalia; Diprotodontia; Phalangeridae.
AGCCCAUGCGGGGAGAUAGGCCAGGGUGGCCCCACAAGUUACCUCUCCCUGGGGCACAGAGACAAAGCCCAGCACCCAGACCCAACUAGCUUCAGACCAUGAGUUCCCCAGACACCGUGAUCUGCCGCUCAGAAAGGGGGCUCCUUUCCCCUCAGUCCCGGAGGGACUACCCCAGCCUCUCCUUACCAGCCCAGCGAAGCCCCACCUGGCCCUCCUCCCCAGACGAAGACUCAGGUCUGCUCCCCUUCCCUCUGGAAGAACCCAGUCACCGGGCCUCCGCCCGUGGAGAUCUUCCCUCUCCCUCCUUGUCCUUGGAGGAAGAUGAAGAAGGGGAACCUGAGGUGCUGGUGAGUGAGGAGCACCCAGGCCAGUUCUUUGCAGAAGCUCGACGGCUUCGGGAUCUGAGCCUGCUGCUCGAUGAAGAGGUAAUAGUGCAGGGUCGAAGGUACGCGGUGCACGGGGUGGUCCUGGCUUCGGUCAGCAGCCUCUUUCGCUCCCGGCUGCUGAGGAAUGGGGGUCCACAACCCCCCAUACACCUGGACGUAGCUCCCCGGGGCUGGGAGGCCGUGCUGACCUUCGCCUAUGAGGGACUGGUAGGUCCCGCCGCUCUGGGGGAUGUAGUGGCGGUGGCGGAGGUACUGGGGGCCCCUAGGGUAGCAGCAGCUGCUCUGAGGAGACUGGAAGGGGACCGGAACCAAGGAGACAAGGAGCAGGAGGGACCGGAUAAAGCUGAGGAGUUGAGAGAGAAUCUGAAUAGCAUCGAGCAGCUCUAUCGUGAGGGUGUUGGCUGUGACCUGGAGCUGGAAGCAGAGGGCUGCCACCUGAAGGUUCACCGAGUGGCCCUGGUCUGUGGGAGCGAGUUCUUCGGCGCGAUGCUCUUGAGCGGGAUGAGGGAAUCCCAGGGCUCGGCUGUCGUCCUACGCACAGUCUCUGCCCCAGAUCUGCAGCUCCUUGUCUCCUUUGCCUACUCAGGGGCACUGCAAACAAACUGGCCAGGGCUCCUGAGGGCCACCCAGACUGCCCUGCAGUACCAAAGUGGCUCCUGCUUGGCCUUGUGCCAGAGAGCCCUGGCCCGAGGCCUCAGCCCUCUCCGAUGCUUGGCCUUGCUUCCUGUGGCUGAAGCCCCAGGCCUUGAGAGACUUUGGGACAAAGCCCAUGACUACCUUCUCAACCAUCUGCCUGCUGUGGUCUCCUGCCCCACCUUCCCAGAACUGCCUCCUCCCUUUCUAGCCAACCUCCUGGCCAGUGAUGAGCUGCAUAUAGAGGAAGAAUUUGAGGCCUUCGAGGCUGCAUGGCACUGGUUGGCAGCAGAUCCCAUUGGCAGAGAGCCUGAAGCUGAGACUCUGCUGCGCUGUAUCCGUUUUGGUCGCAUGUCCACCCGGGAACUGCGGCGUGUGAGAGCUGCUGGACUGCCCCCGCCUCUGCCCUCAUCCUUGUUGCACCAGAUUCUGGUAGAGGCAGAUGUGCCAGGCCGAGAAAGGAGGCGGGAGCCUGGUCGGGCAUUGGUGGUGAUUGGUGGAGAUGGGCUUACUCCAGACUUAGCUCAGAGUCAGCCAUCCCGAGGGGUGUGGUGGGCACGGGCCUUCUGCAGUGGUGUGGGGCUGGUACAUAGAGUGGAGUGGGGUAGGCUCCCUGCUUUGCCCCCUCCUGGGCGCUUCCGACAUGGUGCUGCCAGUCUCACUGGGAGUGAACUAUACGUCUGUGGAGGGCAGCAUUACUACAGCUACUCAGACACCUUGGCCUCAGUCCUCAGGUGGGCACCUGGCCAAAGUAACUGGGAAGAGUUGGCUCCAAUGUGUCAGGCUCGAUCUUUCUUCCCAUUGGUGGCUCACGAUGGACAUCUUUAUGCCCUGGGUGGGAGAGACAAUGGGGCUCCCUUGGAUUCAGUGGAGGUCUAUGAUCCCAAGCUUGAUGUUUGGAGGGCAGCACCAUCCCUUCCCACACCUUGCUUUGCACAUGCAGCCUCUGUGCUGGACGGCCAGGUCUAUGUGAGCGGAGGCUUCAAUGGGACUGGUCAAUAUCUGGCUGCCCUCUUUAACUACAACCCUACUCGCAAGCCAUCAUGGAUCCUGCUGAAUCCUAUGAAGACCCCUCGGGCAGGUCAUGUCAUGGUGGCACUGGGUGGAAGACUCUAUGUAGCAGGAGGUCUGGGUGAGACUGGGGACCUGCUUAGUUUUGAAGCCUAUGAGCCCAGGACUGACACCUGGAUGAGCCUGGAACCCCUGCCCUCCCCCCAUGUGGGAGCUGCUGGAGUCUCUCUUCAAGGAGAGAUGCUAGUUUUGGGGGGCUAUAGCCAUCGAACAUAUGCUCUCUCUCACCUCAUCCAUGCAUACUGCCCUGGCCUAGGCCGCUGGCUUUGUCUGGGAACCUUGCCCCAGCCCCGAGCUGAGAUGUCUGCCUGUGUGCUUCGUCUGUCUCCUGUAUAGCUGCAAACCCCAGGAACUGACUUAGCUCAGGCUUAAGUCCAUAGUGGGGCAGAGAAAGAGAAAGGAGUGGGAUAGGAGGAGAAAAAGAUGGAGAAUCAAGAUGUACAGAUUGAGGAUGUGUGGAAGAGGGGAAGAAGCACUGAAGGGAAGAAAACCAAUAGGUUAUAUGAGGAGGGGAAAAGCUUUACAGCAGGGCUUCUUAAUUUUUGGUGUGUCAUGGACCCUUCUGGCACUCAGGUGAUACCUAUGGGCCACUUUUUAGAAUAAUAUCUCUUAAUAUCGUACACAAUGUAAAAUACAUCAGAGUACAAAACAAACCAAUUAUAUUGAUAUACAGUUAACAAAAUGUUUUUUUAAAAAUGGACCUCUGGAGCCCCAGGUUAAGAACCCCUGAAGUAGGGAAACAAAGAACACCUAAGUUAGGGGGAGAAAGUCUUCAACUCCAACUGAGGCUUAUGGACCUAACAAUAGGCAUAUGUAUAGUACAGGCCAUGGCAUCCUCUCAUCCUAGGAUUUAGAACUGGAAGGGAGCUUAGAGACUCUCCUUUUAUGGACAAAGAAACCAAGGUCCAAAACUUUUAGAGGGCUGUGCAAGUUAAUGUAGACAAUAAAGGCAGCCUAUGGAAGGAUCAUAGGAAGAAAGGGGAAGCAGGGAAGAUUUGAUAAAAGUUGGAAAGGGGUUACAAAGAGGCCUUCUCUUCUCUCCCUCUUUCACCUUGUUAAAUAAUUCUCUUUUUUUCACUGUCCAUGCCUCAAGCUGUCUAAACCCUCCUGACCAGACCAGGUCCCUCCUUUAAUAGCACUUUAGACUGAGCAUAGUUUUUCCAUAUCUCAAUCAUCACUUCUUCCUCUGGGCAACUUCUAGGUUCCAACAAAGUUGACAUCUCAAGCAAAGAAGCUCUUGACUGGGGGUGUAAGAGAUGAGGAAAUAUAGUAGAUAAAGUGUGGGAUUUGAAGUCGGACAACCUGGGUUCAAAUCCUGCCUCUGAUACUUACCAGCAGUGUGAUUUUGAGCAAAAUCACUUAGUAUUUCCAAUCCUCAGUUUUCUUAUUUAUAAAAUAAGAGGAUCUCUAAGGUCCCUUCUGGCUUUAAAUCGAUGAUCCUAUGAAGUGUCAAUGUCUAGGAAUGAACUUCAGGAAAGCUGCUGAUAAAAGGAAUUGUGUGUGUGUGUGUGUGGCGCGCGCGUGUGGUAUUUGGUGAGGGGAAGCAGAAAGUGAAGCAGGAUGAAAUUAGAAGGACCAAUAGUGGAAGGGAUUGUGGUUUAGGGGAUGGAAGCUGAGCUAGAUAACUUCAGUGCCUAGAUCUGUCCUAACCUGUCAUCAUGUCCAGCCUCCAGGGUGGACUGUGAGGUGGGUAGAAAGAAACAUUUUUGACUUAAGAUUCCCUGGCUGAACAAGAGGUGGAUAGAAGGAUCCUUUGGAGACCAAGAGAACUGUACAGGUGACUCCCCCCACCCACCGACCCCCCAGCCUCCCAAGUCCCUUUCAUCCUUUUCCCUGGGAUUUUUAUGAAUCAUCUAUUUUCUGAGUGGGGAAGGAGAAUGAGGCAAAGAUAUAUUGUGUUUUGGGGACAUUUGGUGUCCAUUUAGUCAAAGGCAAGUAGCUAUUUCAAAGGUAUUUCAGGGAUAUGACUACAUUUUAUUAAUUUUUAUUUUUUUACUCUGAACCUAAGAAACAAAACAAGAAUUUCGAUAACAAAGCAGAAUAGAAAAAAGAGGAUUGUACAUGAAACUACAAAUCUAUUAUGUACAACUUGCUUUUUCUUUUAAAUAUAUAAUAAAGUUAUCAUGUAAUUUUC